Clupea harengus (Atlantic herring) is the source of this 1344-nucleotide messenger RNA. Its product is annotated as protein ATP6V1FNB. The coding region runs from base 524 to 1057 and encodes 177 amino acids. The transcript has 3 exons. NCBI's taxonomy places the organism in Eukaryota, Metazoa, Chordata, Actinopteri, Clupeiformes, Clupeidae. The record is from RefSeq and is a predicted model, not a curated record.
UGGAGGUGGCCAAUUCCUUUCUAAAAAUGUGUCGGUUCCUCCAAGUUUUGCCGCAGUGGAAGUAGAAAACUUCGGCUGCUCUGCCGCAGUGUGGAACUCUUUUGUUCUGUCAGCAGUAUGAGGGUUGGGAGGAAGGGAAGGGAGGGGGCCUAUGAGACUCUCUUCCUUCCUCUCCCCAUUUUGUAGAGAGCCGUGUCCUGGUUUGUGAUUGGGUUACCAUGGGGAAGGCACUGCUCUUGGGUUUCUGUGUCCGUGCUCCUCUUACCCUCUUGGGCGAGGCACAGAGAGGUGCACACACACUGACAGAUGAAACAGAGAACAGGGAGAUAGAUAAAGAGCAAGACGAAGAGAGGUGCACACACACUGACAGAUGAAACAGAGAAGAGGGAGAUAGAUAAAGAGCAAGACAGAGAAAAAAAAAGGAGAUAAAGACAAAGAGACAGGAAGAGUGUCCAGAAACAGAAACUCUGCAGAACAAAUAACAAACGGGACCCGAAGCAAGACAUCUGUGUCCAGCCUGAAGAUGAGAAGCCUCCUCACCACCCAGAACCAGAACUGUUAUCGUGAACUGAUAAAGAAGGAGGCGUACGCCAGGCUGGCCUGGAAGAUGAAAUACAGCAAGGACUAUCCCAGGAGUUUCACUUCUCACCAGGCCAAGGCUCAGGCCCUCCCUAAACUGCCCGUCCCCAAAUCCAUCCUGCCUCCGGUGUUCAACCUGCCCGAGAGGAAGCGGGAGCCCUCCCCUCAAGGGGCGCACAACCUCAGCACGGCCCCGCUGAUGCGACCGGUCACACCUGAAACCAGGGACGCACUAUACCAGGGCUUCUCCAAAGAGGGAAAGGGCCGACACUUGUACCUGCGGCACCGUGUGCUGAAGGGUCCAGACGAGAAGUUUGACCACCCCAUACUGUCCUCCUGGGAGUGCGGCUGGAGACUUGGCGACUAUGAAAAAACAUACAGAUCACCAGCUAAUGGGAGGUCAGGGAUUGUAAGGAGCACUUUCUAUGCCAGGAAUGGAAUCUUUAAUGUCCCAACUGCAACGGAUGAACUGGGAUAAUCAUCACGUGGUGACAUUUCUCAAUCACACUUGUUUGCAUACAAAUAUUUAAACAGAGGAAGUGUUUUUUUUCUGUACUGAAGUUGCUGGUAUUUACAUUCUUAGUCUAAUGACUAUUUACAAUUAUCUGUCAUAUUGUCUGUUUUGUUUCUUGACUAAUUCAAAGUACAGUAAUAUUGUUAAGGCGUUCUGAGAUCUAGUAGAACACUUGGAAACACACUGGUAUCAGUAUGAUGGAAACAGGUUCAAAUGACAUGGUCUCUGAAAUGGAAAUGCUGUACUUUGUA